Prorocentrum cordatum is the source of this 884-nucleotide messenger RNA. The record is from the annotation of a GenBank genome assembly. NCBI's taxonomy places the organism in Eukaryota, Dinophyceae, Prorocentrales, Prorocentraceae.
GCCGGUUUGGCUCAACUUCGAUUUUGCUGGCAGCCAGUGCAGAUUGUGUCCAUUGGACGGGUAUCUCCCGUGCCACCGUGUCCGUUCGUUGCCAUGGGUGGUGGUGCUUCUACUAGGAGUGGUGUGAAAGCCGCGGUCGAGGCAGCGACGAAGGACGAGCUGACCAAGGCCACAGCCGAACUCAGCAAGAGCCAGAAGAAGAAGCUUAUGGAGGCAGUGGGGGGCAGGAACAUUCCCCUCAGCCCAGUCGUCUACCUCACGUCGACCGGCUUCGUGACGGAGACCCAGUGGGCGCGCUUCAUUCAGGUCGUUCUCCAGAGGCGCGGCGUCCUCGACCGAGAGGACGCGGGCCCUGGAGUGACCCGGGAGGAGUUGGCGAAGAAGUACGCCAGCGAGAUCCAGAAAUUGAAGGUGCUGUAUAUCAAUGAUGCCUCGUACCACCGCCCGCCUGAGAACAUGGCUAAAGGUCGCAUGGGGGACGGCAAGGUGGGCGAGAACGGGUUCUUAGGGCGCGGAGAGGGGACAUGGUUCUGGUGGGACCAGGGCCUGGAGGACAAGAUGGGUGUGCCGCAGAGCAACAUCCAGAUGAUCCAGCUCCUGGAGAAACCCUGGCUCUUCAACCGGCCCGGCCGCCUGGCCAACUGCGAAGCUUCAAGCCCCAACGUAGCCGAGCUUGACCCUGAGGACGAGAAAGCGUAUUUCGCAGCGCUCCAGUUGACCCAGGACGCGUACGAUGCGCUGAAGGAGACCCCGCCCAAGGAGGGUGCAGGCCAGGCGGGCGGAUCACUCCCAGGCUGCCCGGCCUCGGGGAAAAACUGCGCCGAUGAGUUGGCUGAGAUUUCCACGAAGCUGAACGAGAAGUACGCUGCCGCACUCGACAAGUG